ACGUUGUAAAGGUAUCUGAUAAGAGAAAACUUGCAUAACUGUCUAUAAUUUUAAAUAAAAUUUGGGCAUUAACUGGGAUACUAAAUCGCAGACAUGGUGGACACAAGGCAUGUUUUUCCUGUUGCCAUUGCACUGAUUUCUUUAAUGUUUAAUUGCUGUGAUGCUGGAAGGCUUCAUGUGCAGGGAACGAAUUUAGUAAAAGAUGGACAACGUGUCUUUUUAUCAGGAACUAACUUAGCCUGGGUCCAUUAUGGAUAUGAUUUUGGUAACAACCAAUAUAGUGGGGUUAAAACGCAGUUCGAACAAUACCUCAGUCAGAUCCAUGCUUCAGGUGGCAACUCCAUUAGGGUAUGGCUUCACAUUGAAGGAGAAUCUUCACCUCACUUUACCAGUCAAGGAUAUGUGGACAAGACAGACGCAGCCGGAAGUUUAAUUAAUGACAUGAGGAGCUUUCUAACUUCUGCCAAACAUUUCAAUGUUUUUGUCUUCUUCGUCUUGUGGAAUGGCGCAAAGAAACAAAAUACACAUUACAGACUGGAUGGCCUAAUAAGAGAUUCAAACAAACUACAAAGUUACAUCGACCAUUGUUUAAAGCCAAUGGUGAAUGCUCUAAAGAAUGAACCAGCUCUCGGAGGAUGGGAGAUAAUAAACGAACCAGAGGGAGAACUUACACCGGAUCACCAUAGCAACAACCCUUGUCAAGAUACAACUCAUCUUCACAAUAGUGGCGCAGGAUGGGAGGGCCACUUGUAUUCUGCUGCUCAAAUUCAGAAGUUUGUGAACUGGCAAGCAGAUGCUAUACGAUCCACCGAUCCGGGCGCCUUGGUAACCCUUGGUGUAUGGAAUCCCAAAUCAAAUACCGACAAAUUUGGAUUCAGAAACCUAUAUUCUGACCACUGUCUUACAUCAGCAGGAGGGAAAGCGCAUGGGACCCUUUCAUUUUACCAGAUGCAUACAUAUACUUUCAGUGGUCACUUUGACGGAUAUUCUCCAUUUCAGCACCAUGCUAGCGAGUUCGGACUGAAUAAACCUCUUGUAAUUGGUGAAUUCCGCCAAGAAAGUGGCACUAAUCCAAUAACAGAUAUGUAUAACUACGCCUACUACUACGGAUACUCCGGUGCGUGGGGAUGGGCUGCAUCAGAUAGUAACCAAUGGAGUCUUAUCAAAAAAGGAAUGGCAUGGCUAAGAGGGCGGAACGAUCAACAGAAAGGGGGACUUAUUAAUGUUCACGUGUAACUAUUCGACCAAUAAAUGUGCAAAAAAUUGCAAAGUUAUUUGUUCUUUUUGUAACAAUAAAUAAGCAACAUGU
Messenger RNA from Ruditapes philippinarum (Manila clam), 1309 nucleotides. RefSeq names its product mannan endo-1,4-beta-mannosidase-like. The record is from RefSeq and is a predicted model, not a curated record. Lineage: Eukaryota; Metazoa; Mollusca; Bivalvia; Venerida; Veneridae. The transcript has 7 exons. The coding region runs from base 94 to 1236 and encodes 380 amino acids.